This is a messenger RNA of Coregonus clupeaformis (lake whitefish), 3685 nucleotides long. RefSeq names its product glutamate receptor 2. The transcript is spliced from 12 exons. NCBI's taxonomy places the organism in Eukaryota, Metazoa, Chordata, Actinopteri, Salmoniformes, Salmonidae. Gene Ontology annotation, molecular function: transmitter-gated monoatomic ion channel activity involved in regulation of postsynaptic membrane potential; AMPA glutamate receptor activity. Gene Ontology annotation, biological process: modulation of chemical synaptic transmission; synaptic transmission, glutamatergic. The coding region runs from base 477 to 2447 and encodes 656 amino acids. The record is from RefSeq and is a predicted model, not a curated record. Gene Ontology annotation, cellular component: dendritic spine; AMPA glutamate receptor complex; plasma membrane.
GAGAGGAGGAGACAGAUGCAUCCAGCAGCAGAUUAUAUUAGUAUUAUUGUUCUGAUAAUCCAGUCUGUAGGAAAUCUGUUCCAGUGUGGCAUAACUGAAGACUCCUCCACACAUGACUAAUCAUCACAUAUUCAGUCAGUGUUCUGUUAGAAUGUGGACUGUUUCCCCGACAACCUGACUCGGCUGCUCUCGGCUGCUCUCGGCUCUUUCCGUUCUCAUCGGUAUUCCUAAACUGUACGCGCGCUAUCGAUGCUGAAAAGGCGCCAUCAGUGUUCGCGCGCCUCAUAGAGCGAGAGACAGAGAUCCGCAGAGCUGGAGCGAUCUUCCCGCCACCGGACCGCCACAGGAGCCGAGAACAGUGAAUCAGACACUGCUGUACGGUAACCAGGUCGCCAUGCUGACCGUCUGAUUAGCCGUCUGUGUGUCUGUCUGGUGGAACUGACCGUUAUUCGGUGUGCUGGGCCGUUAUUCAGUGGAUGUAUGUCGACGCCUCCCGGUAUGAAAUGUCUGAACUAACAACGAUGAGGAAUCUGCUGCUAGUGUUUCUACUAACUGUCAUCUGCUUGAGGCGCAAGGCGCUCUGCGGUUCUCCCAGUGUUCAGAUCGGAGGGCUGUUCCCACGCGGUGCGGACCAGGAGUACAGUGCGUUCCGGAUUGGAAUGGUCCAGUAUGGAACCCAGGACUUCCGCCUCACUCCUCACAUAGACAACCUGGAGGUCGCCAACAGCUUCGCUGUCACCAACUGCUUUUGUUCCCAGUUCUCCAGGGGUGUGUAUGCCAUCUUUGGUUUCUAUGACAAGAAGAGUGUGAACACCAUCACGUCUUUCUGUGAGACCCUCCACGUGUCCUUCAUCACACCGUCCUUCCCUGCUGAUGGACUCAAUCAGUUUGUCCUUCAGAUGAGACCCGACAUCAAGGGACCUCUGGUCAGCUUAGUGGAGUAUUACAAGUGGGACAAGUUCGCCUACCUCUAUGACAGUGACAGGGGUCUGUCCACCCUGCAAGUGAUCCUGGAUACAGCAGCAGAGAGGAAGUGGGUUGUAACAGCCAUCAACGUGGGCAACCUGAAGGAUGAGAGGAAGGACGAGGCUUAUCGCUCCCUGUUCCAAGACCUGGAGAUACGGAAGGAGAGGAGAGUCAUUCUGGACUGUGAACAAGACAAGGUUAAAGACAUCAUGGACCAGGUCAUCACCAUUGGCCGACAUGUUAAAGGAUAUCAUUACAUCAUCGCUAACCUGGGCUUCAUUGAUGGUGACCUGUCUAAGAUCCAGUAUGGGGGAGCCAACGUGUCGGGGUUCCAGAUUGUUGACUUCGAGGAGCCACUCGUCUCCAAGUUCGACCAGAGAUGGGAAGCACUGGAGGAGAAAGAGUACCCUGGAGCUGACAGCAGGAUCAGGUACACAUCAGCUCUGACCUAUGAUGCGGUCCAGGUUAUGACUGAAGCGUUCCGGACGCUCACCAAGCAGCGGAUCGACUUCAGUCGUCGUGGCAAUAACGGGGACUGUCUGGCCAAUCCAGCAGUGCCCUGGUCUCAGGGGGUGGAGAUAGAACGCGCUCUCAAACAGGUGCGUGUGGAUGGGCUGACGGGUAAUAUCCAGUUUGACCAGUAUGGUAAAAGAGUCAACUACUCCGUCAACGUGAUGGAACUGAAGAACACUGGACCAGUUAAGAUUGGCUACUGGAAUGAAGUGGACAAGAUGGUGGUGACUAAACUAGACAUCUUCCCCAAUGACACUAAUGGGAUGGAGAACAAGACUGUUAUCGUCACAACUAUCCUGGAAGCCCCAUAUGUGAUGCUAAAGAAGAAUGCUGAGUUGUUCCUAGACAACGACCGUUAUGAAGGCUAUUGCGUCGACCUGGCAGCAGAGAUCGCUAAGCACUGUGGGAUACGCUACCAGCUAAGGAUUGUGGGAGAUGGAAAGUACGGAGCUCGAGACGCUGAAACCAAGAUCUGGAACGGGAUGGUUGGAGAGCUGGUGUACGGGAAAGCAGACAUAGCCGUAGCCCCUCUCACUAUCACCCUGGUCCGAGAGGAGGUGAUCGACUUCUCCAAGCCCUUCAUGUCUCUGGGCAUCUCCAUCAUGAUCAAGAAGCCCCAGAAGUCUAAACCCGGGGUGUUCUCCUUCCUGGACCCGCUGGCCUAUGAGAUCUGGAUGUGUAUAGUGUUUGCCUAUAUCGGUGUGAGCGUGGUGCUGUUCCUGGUGAGCCGGUUCAGCCCGUAUGAAUGGCACAUGGAGGAGUACGAGGAUGGCCAGUUGCCCACCAGCGAGUCCUCUAAUGAGUUUGGGAUCUUUAACUCUCUGUGGUUCUCUCUAGGAGCCUUUAUGCAGCAAGGCUGUGAUAUCUCCCCAAGGUCUCUAUCAGGGUAUAUAGUAGGUAGUGUGGUGGUGGUUCUGACUGUGUGGUUAUCUCCCCAGGUCUCUAUCAUCAGGGUAUAUAGUAGGUAGUGUGGUGGUGGUUCUGACUGUGUGGUUAUCUCCCCAGGUCUCUAUCAUCAGGGUAUAUAGUAGGUAGUGUGGUGGUGGUUCUGACUGUGUGGUUAUCUCCCCAGGUCUCUAUCAGGGUAUAUAGUAGGUAGUGUGGUGGUGGUUCUGACUGUGUGGUUAUCUCCCCAGGUCUCUAUCAUCAGGGUAUAUAGUAGGUAGUGUGGUGGUGGUUCUGACUGUGUGGUUAUCUCCCCAGGUCUCUAUCAUCAGGGUAUAUAGUAGGUAGUGUGGUGGUGGUUCUGACUGUGUGGUUAUCUCCCCAGGUCUCUAUCAUCAGGGUAUAUAGUAGGUAGUGUGGUGGUGGUUCUGACUGUGUGGUUAUCUCCCCAGGUCUCUAUCAGGGUAUAUAGUAGGUAGUGUGGUGGUGGUUCUGACUGUGUGGUUAUCUCCCCAGGUCUCUAUCAUCAGGGUAUAUAGUAGGUAGUGUGGUGGUGGUUCUGACUGUGUGGUUAUCUCCCCAGGUCUCUAUCAGGGUAUAUAGUAGGUAGUGUGGUGGUGGUUCUGACUGUGUGGUUAUCUCUCCAGGUCUCUAUCAUCAGGGUAUAUAGUAGGUAGUGUGGUGGUGGUUCUGACUGUGUGGUUAUCUCCCCAGGUCUCUAUCAUCAGGGUAUAUAGUAGGUAGUGUGGUGGUGGUUCUGACUGUGUGGUUAUCUCCCCAGGUCUCUAUCAUCAGGGUAUAUAGUAGGUAGUGUGGUGGUGGUUCUGACUGUGUGGUUAUCUCCCCAGGUCUCUAUCAUCAGGGUAUAUAGUAGGUAGUGUGGUGGUGGUUCUUACUGUGUGGUUAUCUCCCCAGGUCUCUAUCAUCAGGGUAUAUAGUAGGUAGUGUGGUGGUGGUUCUGACUGUGUGGUUAUCUCCCCAGGUCUCUAUCAUCAGGGUAUAUAGUAGGUAGUGUGGUGGUGGUUCUGACUGUGUGGUUAUCUCCCCAGGUCUCUAUCAUCAGGGUAUAUAGUAGGUAGUGUGGUGGUGGUUCUGACUGUGUGGUUAUCUCCCCAGGUCUCUAUCAUCAGGGUAUAUAGUAGGUAGUGUGGUGGUGGUUCUGACUGUGUGGUUAUCUCCCCAGGUCUCUAUCAUCAGGGUAUAUAGUAGGUAGUGUGGUGGUGGUUCUGACUGUGUGGUUAUCUCCCCAGGUCUCUAUCAUCAGGGUAUAUAGUAGGUAGUGUGGUGGUGGUUCUGACUGUGUGGUUAUCUCCCCAGGUCU